Silurus meridionalis is the source of this 14592-nucleotide messenger RNA. RefSeq names its product protocadherin Fat 3. The transcript has 31 exons. Gene Ontology annotation, molecular function: calcium ion binding. Gene Ontology annotation, biological process: homophilic cell-cell adhesion. The coding region runs from base 141 to 13913 and encodes 4590 amino acids. Gene Ontology annotation, cellular component: plasma membrane; cell-cell junction. NCBI's taxonomy places the organism in Eukaryota, Metazoa, Chordata, Actinopteri, Siluriformes, Siluridae. The record is from RefSeq and is a predicted model, not a curated record.
GAGCCGUGCACGACGCACAGUAAACAGCGCUGGCAAAGUGACUGAAUCAACAUCAAGAAUGAGAAGAGGAUUUAUUUACGGUGCACAGUCGAGCCUUGGCUAAUAUCACCCUCAGAUAUAGAGGGACACCGGAUGAUGGCAUGGCUCUAACCAGCAUUUGUGGGAGAAAUAUGAGAGCCGAUCUCUCCAGCUUUUCUUUUUUGCUUCAUUGCUUGCUUACCUGUUGUGCACAGAUUCAGGAUCUCGAAUCGCAAGUGUUUCAGUUCACCAGGUCUGUCUACAAUGCUGCAAUUUACGAGAACUCGCCAGCUCGAUCCUACCUAAGGAGUGAGAUCAGAAUGGGGAUAAUUCUGUCAAAGUCCAUCUCAUGGGAUAUUGAAUACUCCAUCUUGUCUGGGGAUGAUGAUGGGCUAUUUGAAGCUGAGGAGUAUGUCUUGGGAGACUUUUGUUUCCUUCGCAUACAUACAAAGGGUGAAAGCUCUGCUAUUUUAAAUCGUGAAAUAAAAGACAACUACACGUUAACUGUCUAUGCUACAGCCAGUGAUGGUCUGAAUGCGUCUACAAAAGUCAAUGUGCAAGUCAUGGACAUGAAUGACCUUCGACCUUUAUUCUUACCCACCACUUAUACCAUCACUGUACCUGAAAACACCCCACUGGGGGCCAGUGUCGCCCAGGUCACUGCCACUGAUGCUGACAUAGGUUCAAAUGGUGAAUUCUAUUAUUUCUUCAGGAAAUUAGUGGAGGAAUUUACUGUCCAUCCCACUAGUGGUAUUAUAUACCUUACAGCAAAACUCAAUAUUGAAGAGAAUAAAACAUUUGAGAUUGAGGUGUUGGCAGUAGAUCGUGGAAUGAAGGUUUAUGAAAACAAUGGCGUGAGCAGCACGGCUAAAGUAAUGUUCAACAUCGUACGUGUAAAUGAAUUUACACCAACAGUAAGUGUUGUUGCACUUGACCCAUCUUUAACGGACAAAGAUCCAGUGUAUGCCGUGGUCACAGUGGAGGAUUUGGAUGAAGGUCCAAAUGGGGAAAUUGAGUGGGUUUGUGUCAAUGAAGGUGACCCACUAGAACAGUUUGUUCUCAAGAAAGCACCACGUGGCAAUGAUUACUUGUUGAAAUUAUCUGAACCAGCAGACUGGCAUACAGUUCCAUAUGCCUAUAAUCUCACUUUUCAGGCCAAAGACCGAGGCAUACCUCCAAAGCUUUCCAAUACUCCAAUUCUUCAGCUUUUGGUAAAAAGGCCAGAGCCUGUGCUUUUUAAAUUUGAGGAAGAUAUUUACAGAGCUACAGUGAAUGAAAUGGCUCCUCCUGGAACUAUCAUACAGACUGUCAGAAUCUCUCCUAAGCCAGAGUAUGUGAAAUAUAGCUUAAGUCUUACCACGGAUUCCACAUAUUUCAGCAUUAAUACUUUUACUGGAGUCAUCUCAACACUAAGUCCAUUCACCAUGCUAGGACAAGAGCUUUUUGAACUGGAGGUAAAAGAAGCCAUGAGUGGUCUGAGCACUAAAGUACAGAUCACUGUAGAGGAUGCUAAUGAUAACGCUCCAACAUUUACCCAAGCAUUCUACAAAGUGUCUGUCAGCGAGAACACUCCUUCCGAUACUGUUGUCCUUGUCAUAUCAGCAGUAGAUGAUGACCAUGGGGAUAAUGGCUGCAUAACAUACAGUAUACCAAGCCUUCAGCCUCUGCCCUUUACUAUUAACCAAAAUACAGGUGAAAUAAUGAUAUCACAAGAACUUGAUUUUGAAUCAUCUUUGGAAACAUAUAUUUUCUCUGUCCGUGCUUCUGACUGGGGCUUGCCUUAUAGAAGAGAAAGUGAGGUAAAUGUGACAGUAGAAAUCUUGAACAUCAAUGACAAUCCACCCCACUUUGAACGUGUGUCAUGUAAAGGAAUAAUUGCGCAAGAGUUCACAGUGGGACAGACAAUAAUAACCUUUUCCGCUAUUGACAUUGAUGAUCUUGGUUUGGUAAAAUAUAAGAUAUUGUCCGGAAAUGAAAAGGGCAUCUUCAGUUUAAAUCCAGACUCUGGGAUGUUGUCCCUGAGGAAGUCCCUUGUUAGUGCCAAUGUUAAAAAUGAUCUGUUUAGUUUGGAAAUAGCAGCCACAGAUGGCGAGUUAUUCUCUGAGCCCACUUUCGUCAACAUAUCAGUUGUGAAAGGGAAAACUUUGAGUAAUUUUAAUUGUGAUAACACCAAAAUUGGAGAAAAAACAGCUGAACAGCUCCUCAAAAAAGCCAGUGCAAUAGACAAGUCAAAGUUUGAAGAGAGUUACAGUGACCUAUAUUCUGUCAACCAUCACACACCUCAGUUUGAAUCAUUUCCCUCUGUUAUUGUAAUUCGGGAGGAUUUGCCUGUUGGAUCAACAGUCAUUAAAGUGAACACCAUUGACAAAGAUACAGGCUUCAAUGCUCGCAUUCUACACGUUAUAUCCGAUGGGAAUACUGACGACUGUUUCAAUAUUGAUAUGGAAACUGGUGUGAUUUACAUCUAUCAACCACUGGAUCGUGAAAAGUCAGACCGGUAUCUUCUUAAUAUAAGUAUAUAUGACAUGGGUCUGCUUCAGAGGUCUAGCUGGAGGCUGGUAACUGUAAACAUUGAUGAUGUAAAUGAUAAUAGCCCUCAGUUCUCCUUGGAGAGCUACACUGCAGUGGUGCAAGAGAACACAGCCAUUGGCACGGAAAUUAUAAAAAUUGCAGCCUCAGAUAAUGACCUGGAAUGUAACGGUGAAAUCUUUUACACAAUAUUGACUAGUACAAAUCUUUUCACUAUUAACAGUACAACUGGUUCGGUCUAUGUUUCUGGCCAGUUGGACAGAGAGUCAUUGGUAGAUAUUACUUUAAAUAUUGAAGCCAGAGACAAGGCAGAGAGAGGGAAUCAAAAAACCUCAGUGACAACAUUAAAGAUCUAUCUAGAGGAUUUGAAUGACUGCCCACCCAUGUUUAUUCCUAAGAGUUAUAACUGCCAUGUACUGGAAGACAUUCCUGUAGGCACUGUCAUUACAUGGUUGCAAACUCAAGAUCCUGACCUUCGACUAGGUGGGAGAGUAAAUUAUUUCCUGACCAAUGACUUCAAUGGGACAUUCAAGGUUAAUAUGGACAGUGGAGCUGUCAAGGUGGCCAAGGAACUGGACUUUGAAAAGCAGCAAUUCUACAAUCUCUCUGUGGUUGCAGAAGAUUGUGAUGUCUCCGUUCAGCUUCGUUCUUUCUCUUACAUUGAAGUACAGGUAGUUGAUGUUAAUGAAAACUUCAAUGAGCCCAGCUUCUCUGAAUUUGCAGUAAAAGCCACUGUUAAGGAGAACUCACGCCUUGGAACAAGUGUGAUUCAAGUCACCGCUAGGGAUAAUGACAAGGGCAAGGAUGGCCUACUGAGAUACUCGAUCAAAUCUGGAAGUGGCCUUGGCAGGUUCUUCAUUGACGAAGAGACUGGAAUGAUCUACACUUCUAGUAUUCUAGACUGUGAGAAGCAGGACUCUUACUGGCUAACCGUCUAUGCCACCGACCAAGGGGUUGUACCACUCUCUACCUCCAUCGAGGUGUAUGUCCAGGUGGAGGAUGUCAACGAUAAUGCGCCUUUGACCUCUGAGCCCAUCUAUCAUCCUUAUGUCUUGGAGAAUUCACCCAAAGAUGUUUCAGUUGUGCAUGUACAGGCCAAAGACCCUGACAGCACUUCUAAAACCAACAGUCUCACAUACCGCAUUACUGCUGGAAACCCACAAAACUUCUUUACCAUCAAUUCCAAGACAGGUCUCAUCACUACGACAUCAAGAAAACUAGAUAGGGAGCAGCAAGCUGAACACUUUUUGGAGGUUACCAUUAUGGAUGGCAGUAGUGUCUUCAGGCAGUCUACAGUGUGGGUAAUAGUGCAUGUUCAAGAUGAGAAUGACAACACACCAGAGUUCCCCAAGAAAGUCUACUGCAUAAGUCUCCCAGAGCGGGACCAGAGCAAACGUGGCAAUCCUGUUUAUAGGGUCAUUGCAUAUGACAAGGAUGAAGGCCCUAAUGCAGAACUCACAUACAGCAUAGUGGAUGGAAAUGAAAAUGGGAAAUACUUCAUUGACACCAAAUCCGCAAUGGUGUACUCCAGAAAAAUGGUUACAGCAGGGGCUCAUGACACCCUCACGAUAAAAGCCAUGGACAAUGGGAUGCCACAGAAAUGGUCAACUGUACAGCUACGUGUUGAGUGGAUCCAAAAACUUUCACCUGCCCCACAGGCCUUGCAUUUCAUGAUGUCUAACUAUGACUUUACUAUUGCAGAAAACGCUAAAGUUUUUGAAAAAGUGGGCACCAUCUUUGUACGGCAAACAGAAACACCCCUCUGGUUUGAUAUCAUUGCUGGAAAAUCACAGGAGAUGUUUGACAUUCCCCAAAUAAAUCAUGCUAGAAACUGCACAACCAGCACAGAAAAAAUAAACUCUAAUGGAGCAUUUGAUACCCAGAGGAGAAUGGGGACUAUAGUUUUGGUGAAGCCUCUGGAUGCAGAAAAUCAGUCACUUUACAACUUGACUGUCCAGGUGACUGAUGGGACAAGUACAGCAACAACACAGGUUCAUAUCAGAGUUUUGGACUGCAAUGAUAACGCUCCAGUAUUCUCCCAACCUGUAUAUCAGGUUUUAGUUUCAGAAAACACACCAGUAAACACUGAGAUUCUGCGUGUCAAAGCCACAGAUAGUGAUGAACAAGCCAAGCUGAGUUAUUCUGUUCAUGGUAGUGUUGAUCUGGUCAGCAUGCGCAUGUUUCGGAUUGAUGUUGGCACUGGUGUCAUUUACACUGCUGAUGUUUUGGACUACGAAGUAUGCACUCAGCAUAUUCUUACAAUUAUGGUAAAAGACCAGGAAUUCCCUUACUACAGAGACCUGGCUCGGAUCAUAGUGAAUAUAGAGGAUGCCAAUGACCAGAGUCCUUGUUUUACACAGACUGUGUAUGAUGGGGUGGUAACUGACUCGACUUUUUUUGGAAAAGCUGUUGUACAGGUUUCAGCCUUGGAUAGAGACACAGCGAGGAAUAAAGAGCUGGUAUAUGCUAUUGAAGCAGGAAACACAGGGGGUGCAUUUGGAAUUGAUUCGCUGUCUGGCACCAUUUCAGUUUCUAGAGAGCUUGACUUUACAUUUGCUGGACAAUACAUCCUUACUGUUCGUGCCACAGAUGGAGGCAAUCCAGCACUAAGUUCCACAGCCACUGCCAAAAUUGGCAUUAUAUUCUCAAACUUUUUUGCUCCCAAAUUCACCCAACUGGAGUACCAGGCUGAGAUCCCUGAAAAUCUGCCUGUUGGAGCCUUUGUUACUAAUAUCAGAGCCAUAAGCACAUCAGGGCUUAUUUACGAAAUAGUGCAGGGAAAUAAAGAGAAGAGGUUUGGAAUCAAUCGUUACACAGGUGUAAUUGUGACUCAAAAGUCCUUAGAUUUUGAAACCACAGCAUCCUACCUGUUGGUUAUCCAAGCUGACAACAUGGCAGGGAUUGUUUCCAGUGCUACACUUAAUAUUCAAGUGGUUGAUAAGAAUGAUAAUCCACCUGUUAUUCAACAACUAAGAUACUCAGGGAGCAUUAGUGAAGCUGCCACUCUCAACAGUGUGGUUUUAGGUGAUGAUGGAAUUCCCCUAGUGAUUCAAGCCUCUGAUCCUGAUAGUAAUCAGAAUUCUCUAUUAGUAUUUCAGAUUGUUGAAGACAUGGCUAAAUUAUACUUCACUGUUGACUCUGGUACUGGAUCAAUUAGAACCAUUGCCAAUCUGGACUAUGAGACUUUUAGUGAGUUUUACUUCCAUGUCAAUGUCAAGGACAGUGGUAGCCCAGAGCUUACUGCAGCUAGUCCAGCUAAAAUUUUAAUAAAGGUUUUAAAUGUAAAUGAUUCUCCUCCCAGAUUCUCUAAGUACACAUAUGACACUGUUGUUCUGCUUCCUACAUAUUCUGGCAUAGAGGUUUUGAGAUUGGAGGCAUCUGACCCAGACAUGAGUACAGAUUCAAUUUAUUAUUUUGCAGACAACAACUUGGAACCUUUUGCCAUUGAUCCUAGCACAGGCAUCCUCACAGUCAAAAACAGCAAACUAUCCCAAGACCGAUACUGUUUUACCAUAAAGGCAUCAGACGGCCGUUACUCUUGCUCUGCUCUCGUGACAGUAAUAGUACGUGAGGCUAUGGACAGUGGCCUUUUUUUCAGUCAGCCUUCAUAUUCCUCCUUCGUGCUGGAGAACACCUCAAACAUAUCGACACUAAUAGUGGUCAAUGCUAUAGGAAAUCAUCUGAAUGAACCAAUUAGAUAUGCACUGUUAAAUGCAGGGAUCCAUUUUAAAAUUGGGCCGACAUCUGGGGUCAUACAGACCACAGGGAUCUCAUUUGAUUGUGAAGAGCAAGAGGUCUAUGAGUUGGUGGUGGAGGCAAGCCGUGAAUAUGACUGGCUGCGGGUUGCCAGGGUUAUUGUACGGGUUCAAGUGGAAGACAUGAAUGAUAAUGCUCCUGAGUUUGUUGGCCUACCGUACUAUGCUGCAGUGCAGGUUGAUGCACAAAUCGGAUUAUCCAUAUUUCAGGUGUCGGCUACAGACUUGGAUAAAGGAUUAAAUGGGAAGGUUUCCUAUGAGCUUGAGGAUGAGCAUGGAUAUUUUGAGCUAAACAGUGCGACAGGUGAGCUCACCCUUCAAAGAACCUUCGUAGCAGAUAUGUCCAAUGUUGACUAUUCACUGGUCAUUAUUGCACGUGAUGCUGGCUACCCCUCCCUUUUCACUGCAGUAGAACUCUCAGUCACAGUAAUUAAUAAAGCCAUGCCUAUUUUUGACAAAAGUUUUUAUGGUAUUUUUGUUAGAGAGGACAUACCAGUGUCAACCUCAAUUCUGAAGAUUAAUGCUGUCAGUCCUGAAGGACAGAAAAUCAUUUACACCAUUGUGCAUUGGGAUCCCUCUCUUCAGUUUGACAUUGACUUUGAGAGUGGUGUGAUGAGGGCAAUUUACCCUUUAGAUUAUGAGACUACUCCCUAUUACAAGCUAGUAGUCAAGUCCAUGGAUGUCUUCACUGGAGCUACAUCAGAGGUAGAUGUAAAUAUUGAUAUUUUGGAUGUGAAUGACAAUGCCCCUGUAUUUGAAAAAUCCUCAUAUACUGUUACCCUGGCUGAGAACUCAAUAACAGGAACUGCAGUGGUACAAAUCUUGGCAACAGACAACAGUGAAUCUGAAAAUGUUGCUAUUUGUUAUGAGGUGCUUUCAGACUCUUUAAAUUACACAGACUACUUUGACAUUGACAGCACCACUGGUCUCAUUGUUACAACCCGUCCUUUAGAUUAUGAACAUAUUCAACGCUAUAGCUUCAUUGUCCGUGCAAUAGACAAUGGCUCUCCAGCCCAAAGCACUGAGGUCACGAUUACUGUCUUAGUAAAUGACACAAAUGACAACCCUCCAUCUUUUACUCAGCCACUUUAUGAAGCUUUUGUUAAUGAACUUGCUUCCAGGGGGCAUUUUGUAACCUGUGUUCAGGCUUUUGAUGUAGACGCCUCAGAUUUUGACAGGUUAAGAUACAGUAUUCUUUCUGGAGAUGAUAGGAUGAACUUUUUAAUGGACCCUAAAACAGGAGUUAUCUCUCUGUCGUCCCAGCGUUUUCAGCGCAUGCAGCAGAUGUACAUACUCAAUGUUUCUGCAUCCGAUGGAGUGUUCACUAGUACAGCACAGGUAAACAUCCGGAUACUGGGAGCUAAUUUAUAUAACCCUGUCUUUAGCCAGAGAUUUUACCUUGCUGAGAUACCAGAGAAUGUACCUACAGGAGCAAAGGUUAUUCAGAUAUGGGCCACAGAUGAGGACUCUGGGGUUUUUGGCCAGAUAAAGUAUUCACUGAUUUGUGACCUUGGAAAGACUCUGUUUUUUAUAGGAGGAGAUGGAGUGAUCACGACAGCUCAAAAAUUAGACAGAGAGAAUCAAAAGAACAAGGACAUGGUGCUGGUAGUAAUGGCUCUGGAUGGAGGUGGAAGAGCAUCCUUCAGCAGUGUUAGAGUAAUACUAACAGAUGAGAAUGAUAAUGCACCACUCUUUAGGGCUGCUGAGUAUAGGGUUAGCAUUAAAGCAAACAUAGCCAUUGGUACACUUGUGACUCAGAUACAGGCUCAGGACCCUGAUGCUGGGGAAAAUGGCACAGUGACUUAUUCACUGUACAGUGAGGCAAGGCUUCCUUUAGUGGAUGUGUUAGAAAUUGAACCUGAUAGUGGGUGGAUGGUCACAAAGGGAAGCAUGGCUCAUUUGAGAGGAACUGUUUUAUCAUUCUUUGUCAAGGCCACAGAUGGAGGAGUCCCUUCUAAGCACUCAUUGGUGUCUGCAUUCAUCCACGUUCUGCCACCUGAUGCUAACAUACCAUCAUUCUCUCAGCCUCAAUACUCCUUUACCGUAUUAGAGAAUACACCAAUUGGGACACCCUUAGGUUCAGUGUACCUGAGUCCAGGUCAGACAGCAUUUUUUGCUGUGGUAAAUGGGGAAACAAUAGAGAGCAACCUGGGUAAAAUGUUUAUAAUAGAGAGAGAAACUGGGGUUCUCAGGCUUGAUAACACGCUAGACUAUGAAUUGGUCAAUAUCUAUCGAUUCAAAGUGUCUGCCAUUAUGAGAGAAGAUCUAGUAGAAUCCAUGUCUGCGGUUGAUGUGGAGGUGAAAGUUCUAGAUGUGAAUGACAAUAAGCCUUCAUUUGAGACUAGCUCAUAUGUAGCUAUGGUAAUGGAGGGCAUUCCUGUAGGUACAAGGGUCAUGCGAGUGCAUGCUCUGGACCCUGACUGGGGUUCAAAUGGACAGGUCCUUUACAGCCUUGAAUCAACCUUCAAUAAUGAGAAACCCACUGAGAGAACCAUUGCUAUCAAUGCCAUGUUUGCAAUUGAUAGUAAAACAGGAUGGAUCACUACUCUUGGAGACUUGGACCAUGAAAUAUGUCCAUCCUACACAUUCACUGUGGUUGCAUCAGAUCUCGGGGAGACAGUCCGUCUCUCUUCUACUGCUGUGGUUACUGUUGCCAUUGCUGACAUCAAUGACAACCCUCCUAUCUUUGAGAAAGACUACUACAGAGCUGCUGUGAGUGAGAGUGAGCCAAUAGGAGAAGUCGUGGCUGUUCUCAGAACCCGAGACUCAGACACCUCUGAUCAGAAUAGACUGGUCAACCUCCAUAUCACAGGGGGGAACCUUAGAGGGAUGUUUGCACUAGCUUUAGUGCAAGGAGAGUGGAAGUUGUCUGUGAACCAGCCACUGGAUAGGGAAAAACAGGAUCGAUAUAUACUCAGUAUCACUGCCUGUGACAGCUUGUUUACCACCCAGGUGAUGGUAGAGGUCAGCAUUAUGGAUACCAAUGACAACAGCCCUAUAUGUAAUGAGGCUAUAUAUGAAGCCUCAUUUCCAGAGGACAUACCCAUUGAUUAUGGAAUUCUGACUAUUGAAGCUACAGAUUCUGACAUAGGCAUUAAUGCAGAGAUUCAGUACUCCUUAUUUGGCAUAGGAGUUGAAGACUUCUACAUGGACAUUAAGACGGGUGAACUGAAAACUACCUCUCUGAUUGAUAGGGAGAGGACAGAGAGCUAUAAUCUAAUAGCCCAGGCUACAGAUGGAGGUGGUUUAUUCUGUCGCUCUAAGAUCAUUCUCACAGUAAUAGAUGUGAAUGACAACGCACCAUCCUUCAAUUUCACUGAGUUUCUAGCCACUGUAUUUGAAAAUGCUGCACCUAAAACCCCAAUAACCCGCCUGCAAGCUGAUGAUCCUGACGAGGGUCUGAACAGAAGAGUCAUGUACUCUUUAGUGGACUCUGCUGAUGAUACCUUUUCCAUUGACCCUUUUUCUGGAAUGGUUAUUCUGGAGAAGCCUCUGGAUCGAGAGUUCCAAGACUCAUACCGGGUGAGGGUCCAGGCUGCAGACCAGACAGGGGCAGCCAACUCUCUGUUCACACAGGUAGACCUCAUUGUCAUGGUUCUGGAUGUUAAUGACAACCCACCAGUCUUCCAGAAGCAGGACUAUGCUGUUGCAGUGCCUGAGGAUGUUGCUGUCGGAACGGAGCUGUUGAGGGUCUUUGCCUCCAGUAAAGAUAUUGGUGUCAAUGCUGAGAUCUACUACAGUAUCAGUACAGGCAACGAACUUGGGAAAUUUUACAUCGAUCAGAUAAUAGGUGGCAUCUCAGUGGCUGAUGAUUUGGACUAUGAAGUGUGUAAAGACUUCUUCCUAAAAGUUGAGGCUGUGGAUGGUGGAACUCCUCCUCUGAAAACAUCCACGAUCAUUAGCAUUGAAGUGAUGGAUGUUAAUGAUAAUGCACCUUUCUUUAGUGAGGAGAUUUAUAAUGUUCUUGUCAGUGAGGACACAGUGAUUGGGUCGACAAUCACUAGGUUAUUAGCAGAAGACCUUGACAGCCAAGUAAACGGGAGAAUUACUUACUCCAUCUUGAGAGGAGACCAAGGGAACCAAUUCUGGAUCGAUCCGGUCACGGGACUAUUGAAGGUCAACAAGGCUCUUGAUAGAGAGCAGGUCUCUAGAUACAUGCUGCUAGUCCAGGCAUUUGAUAGUGGAUCUCCUGCAAUGUCCACCACAGUAAAUGUGAACAUUGAUAUUGCUGAUGUGAAUGACAAUGCUCCAGUAUUUUCCCCGGAGAAUGCUUCGGGAGUUAUUCAGCUGAACAAAGUUGCAGGUACUACCAUCCUGAAACUGUCUGUCACUGAUAGCGACUCUUCACGAAAUGGAGGCCCUUUUGAAUUAGUAAUCGUAUCUGGGAAUGAGGACAAUGCAUUCACCUUGGACAGGAAUGGAGAGCUGCGCUCAAACAAAGUGUUUGGACCACAUGACCCAAAGGAGUACGUUCUUGAGAUACAGGCAUGGGAUUCUGGAAAGCCUCGCUUGUCAUCAUCCUCUUUCGUAGUUGUGCGUGUGAGUGGAGGAAGUGUCUUUAAGCCAGUCAUCUUUCCUCUGGAGAUCAAUAUAGUGAUGGUGGGAGAUGUGUUUCCGGGUGGCAUUGUGGGUAGGAUCUAUGCCAGUGAUGAAGACGAAAAUGAUGUGUUGUCUUUCACACAACAGCCUCAGUCAAAAAUCCUGUUUAAGAUUGACCAACAGGAUGGCAAGAUUGUGGCGCUGAGUGGCCUGGAGCCUGGCAGGUACUUCAUUAAUGCCACGGUCAGUGACGGACAUUUUGCUGAAACAGUGGGUGUAAAGGUGCAAGUGAAGGUGGCAACAGAGGAAAUGGUACAGAAUGCUGUCAUGCUGCGCUUCCAGGACCUCUCUCCUGAGGACUUUGUGGGGAUAUACCUUGAACAUUUGAAGAGAACGCUUCAGAAUGCACUCUUUGGAGCAGGAUUGGGACAGACUCCAGAGCCUUUGCACAUUUUAGGGGUGCAGACAGUGGCACAGUCUUCCCUGCUGGAGGUGCUUUUGGCAGUGGAUGCACAGGAAGGAGGGUAUCUGGCUCCUGGGGAACUGGCACUGAGACUGGGUGAACUGCAGGAAAAGCUAGGAGGAACACUAAAGCUGGUGGACGUGUUGGAUCAGAGUUGCUCAGGAGAAUUGGAUUGUGGUGAUAGUGUCUGUGAGCUCAGCUUGAAGCUGGAACCUGAUGACUUGAUCAUCUAUGAUACCACCAAAGUGAGCUUUGUCUUGCCAUAUUUCCGGCGCACAGAGACUUGCAGCUGCUCAGGUGGAAAUUGUUUAUCCGCAGAGCUUUGUGAAGGCCAGGCCUGUCCUCCUGAUAUGAAGUGUGUAAGCAGUGCCUCAACAGUUCCCUCUGUCUGCCAUUGCCUGCCUGAAACUCUCCACCAGUGUGCAGGGCAGACAUCUCUGAGUUUUUCAGGGAACAGCUAUAUUAAGUACAGAGUGACUGGCAGUAGUAAGAAUCAGGAUAUGAAGGUCAGUCUGAAGAUCAGAACCCUGCAGAAUAGAGGAGUCAUAAUGUACAAACACGCUGAGCCCUGUCACAUGCUAAAGAUUGAGGAAGGUCGCCUCUGGUUCCAAUUGGACUGCACCAACAACCUGGAUGUGCUAGGCAUUUCUGGGCGCUCCAUAAAUGAUGGUUUUUGGCAUGCUGUGGCCCUGCAUGUGACUUACAACUAUACACUGCUUUCCCUGGAUGACAGCUACGUGGAGCGCUGGCAUGAUGGCCAGGUCCCUGUUCUCUGGCCUCUUGGUACCAUUGGCUCUCUGUUUUUUGGGGCCCAGGUGCCACAGAGUGGUGGGCAGAGGCACUCCCGACCAUAUGACGGUUUCCAGGGCUGCCUGAGUGCUGUAACUAUGAACGGCAACGAGCUUCCCCUACAGAGUAAGAGGAACCGGCAUGGUGAGUUAACCGCCAUCAGUGAGGUCAAGAUGGGUUGCAUGCUGUAUCCCAACUCCUGUCUGGGUGCACUGUGCCAGAACGGGGCCACCUGCAACAGCCUUCCCUCUGGUGCAUUUUCAUGCAUCUGCCCACCACAAUACACUGGGAUGCUCUGUGAUUUGGAAGUUUCGCCAUGUGUCCCCACACCGUGUCAAAAUAGAGGAGAGUGCAAAGCUGUGGGCAACACUUUUCUUUGUGGCUGCCCAAAAGGCUUCACUGGAAUCAUAUGCGAGGAGGAUGUGAACGAGUGUGACCAGGAGGAGUGUGAGAAUGGCGGGACUUGUGUAAACGCAUUUGGUGCAUUCUACUGCAACUGCACAGCGGGCUUCGAGGGCCAGUUCUGUGAGCAGCCGUCCACAGGUGUAGUGGAAACCCAGGCCGAGAUAUUGUCCUACAUUGGUCCUGCAGAAGUAAUUGGCAUUGGUGUUUUGCUUUUUGUGGUGUUGGUGCUUCUUAUACUGCUGGCUGUUUUCCAUAAGAAGCUGCUAUGGAAGGACUGGGUCCGUGCUGAGUCAGCGGGUAUCUCCACAGAAAAUGGGUGUCCCCUAAGUGAAAUGUGUCCAGGUGCUGAGGGAACUGGAAGGCCUCCACAGGUCAUGGUGCGCCCUACUGCUUACACUGCACCCCAGUGUCUGGGUAAGAAAACAGCAGGUCUUGCUACUAUAUCAUGCCCACCCCCAAUGGGCACUUUUCAGAUUACGUCACACAACUUGGGUAUAUCCAGACGAGAGGUAGCUGUGUGUAGCGUUGCACCAAACCUGCCUUCACUGUUGCCUAACUUCCCCCUCCGCAAACCUCCUUGGGAGACUGAUGAGGAUGAUGAAGAAGAAGAUGACGAUGAUGAUCAAAGUGAGAAUGGCAAUUGUGAAGAUCAGGUCCUAAAAUGGCAAGAAAGAAACUUUCGUGGAGAAGGACAGGAAAUGGUCACUAAAUGGGAGUCCAAUAUUGCAGUGGAAGAGGCCCCUUGUUUUACAGAUAGCAGUGAAGCUUACUCUGUCUCAGAACUCACAUCUGACUUCUGUGACAACGCUUCCAUCGUCACAGUGAUAAAGCGGGUCAAUGAUGCAGUGAACAACGUUGAAAACGAAGUUAAUCCACAUCUCCAUGAAGUGGAUAAAACAUGUGCUUCAUACAUCAAAGAAUACUUUAUCAAUUCAUACCACUGGGAGAAUACAAAGUGGACUGACACCAUAAUGACAGACCUAGAAUCUCUUAAUAGUGAGCACUCUACUACUCCUCCUCCUCUACCAGCUCCUCUUGUUCUUACCCAAACAAGAAUGGGUGGCAGCAUACGUCUAGGUGGCAGUACACACUCUCUGGACACCAGCUAUCCUUUACAUAGGUAUAAAGGCCAAAGAGACUUCUACUUUUCCAAAUCUAGGGAGAAGUGCCCUGUCCCAUUAUGUGCAGACUGGCAGGAAGAGGAGAGCCUUCCCCGAAAAAACUUUAAUGAGGGGAUAGCCAAUGCUUCCUGCUGUCUCUCUGGCCAUAGGGAAGAAAGGCUUCAUGUCUGGAAAGACUCCCUUUCCUUCGGCAGCCAUAGGGAGAUCAGCAGACUUGGGGACAGACGGUCAUUUGGAGCUCAGUGCUCACACAGUAACCAGCACAGCAUGUCUAUGUAUGAAGUAGAUAAGUAGAAAAACUACUAGCUGCAAUGUCAGCCUGGUCUGUAUGAAAACUGCCAUGAGUUGGCAUCACCACUGCUAUUACUUUGCAUGGAAUUAAAAAAAAAGUAAAAACAUGGUAGGGAGUAUGCAAGUAUGAAAGCAUCAAUAACUUUUUAGAUAUACAGUAUAACUUAGUAGGGACUAAUCACAGUGUGUAUUACUGACUAUGUGUGGGCACUUGUUUAACUCAAGAAAUAGGAAAGUAUAUAGCAGAUUUAAUAGCAAUAUAUGUCAGUAUACAUAGGAAAUAUAUAGAUAGUAUAUUAGAAAUUAAAACUGUAUGCAACAUGGAACAUUCAAAGACUUUAAUAUAUCUGUUGUCACCCCAUAUAAACAGCAAAAAUGAAAAUUGUUCUAUUCUUUUGUUUUCUACUGUUUCAGAUAAAUGAAAAUGUACAUUUCAUAUUCUUGGCAUUCUGAGUCGCAUAGUUUGAGUUUGUUUGCUUGUGUAAAAUUAUUACAUUUUCUUCUUCAGUUAUUAAUUCCUCAGUGCAGUUCAACUGCAGUGCAAGUGACCAAUAACCAUUUUCAUUUUUACCAUAUUACCUUUCUCUCUCUCUCUCUCUCUCUCUCUCUCUCUCUCUCUCUCUCUCUCUCUCUCUCUCUCUCUCUCUCACACACACACACACACACACACACACACACACAC